CACGCCGAGAUAGGGGCGGAAGCGGUGGCGGCCGAGCGGAGCUCGCUGCGGCUCGCGGAGCGGAUCUUGUGCAGCCCCGGGCAGCGUGCGCCGACUGGCCGGCGCUCCCAGAACCAGGUGGGAGGGUGUUGUGGCUCUCACCUGGAGGUUGACAGCAUUGCGAACAGUUGGAGGGCAGCCUCGCCUGCAGUGGGAGACGCCUGCUAACAAACAACACAGAUUUUCUAACACAAUGGCAACAUCCCGAGGGAGGUCAAAGAAGAGAGCUGCCACGUUUGAUCUUUCUCCGGAUAGCCUGCCUUUGAGGAGCUCCGGGAGGCAGGCAAAGAAGAAAGCAACUGAGGUCACCGAUGAGGAUGAAGAUGGUGUGGCAGAGAAGAAGUACAGGAAAUGUGAAAAGGCAGGCUGCACGGCAGCGUGUCCUGUGUGCUUUGCCAGUGCUUCCGAGAGAUGUGCCAAAAAUGGCUACACGUCGAGAUGGUACCACCUUUCCUGUGGCGAGCAUUUCUGUAAUGAGUGCUUUGACCACUACUACAGAAGCCAUAAAGAUGGAUAUGACAAGUAUACUACAUGGAAAAAAAUAUGGACCAGCAAUGGCAAAACUGAACCAAGUCCCAAAGCUUUCAUGGCAGACCAGCAGCUUCCCUACUGGGUUCAGUGUACAAAACCCGAGUGCGGAAAGUGGCGGCAGCUUACCAAGGAAAUCCAGCUUACUCCACACAUGGCAAUGACUUACCGGUGUGGCAUGAAACCAAAUACUACUGCCAAGCCUGACACCCCAGAUCAUUGUUCCCUCCCCGAGGAUCUGCGAGUGUCGGAAGUUUCCAACCACUGGUGGUACUCCAUGCUCAUCCAGCCUCCUUUGCUUAAAGACAGUGUGGCCGCCCCCCUGCUCUCUGCCUACUACCCUGACUGUGUGGGCAUGAGCCCAUCCUGCACCAGCACAAACCGUGCCGUCACCACCACCAACAGUUCCAGCCCUGGAAAGAUGGAGCCCUCCAAGGCGGCCCCCUCUACGCCUGUUCCAGGCAUGAACCGGUAUUUCCAGCCAUUCUACCAGCCCAACGAGUGUGGCAAAGCCCUGUGCGUGAGGCCUGAUGUGAUGGAGCUAGAUGAACUCUACGAGUUUCCAGAGUACUCUCGAGACCCCACUAUGUACCUGGCUCUGAGGAACCUCAUUCUGGCCCUGUGGUACACAAACUGCAAAGAAGCUCUCACUCCUCAGAAGUGUAUUCCUCACAUCAUUGUCCGGGGGCUUGUGCGCAUCCGAUGUAUUCAGGAAGUGGAGAGGAUUCUGUAUUUUAUGACGAGGAAAGGUCUCAUUAACACCGGAGUUCUCACCGUGGGAGCUGACCAGUAUCUUCUUCCUAAAGAUUACCACAAUAAAUCAGUUAUUGUUAUUGGGGCUGGUCCAGCAGGCUUGGCAGCUGCCAGGCAACUCCAUAACUUUGGAAUUAAGGUGACUGUCCUGGAAGCCAAAGACCGAAUCGGAGGCCGAGUGUGGGAUGACAGGUCUUUCAAAGGCGUCAUAGUGGGGAGAGGACCCCAGAUAGUCAAUGGCUGUGUUAAUAACCCUGUAGCACUCAUGUGCGAGCAACUUGGCAUCAGCAUGCAUAAGUUUGGAGAAAGAUGUGACUUAAUUCAGGAAGGUGGACGAAUUACUGACCCCACUAUUGACAAGCGCAUGGAUUUUCAUUUUAAUGCUCUCUUGGAUGUUGUCUCUGAAUGGAGGAAGGAUAAGAGUCUGCUCCAAGACGUACCUUUAGGAGAGAAGAUAGAGGAGAUCUACAGAGCUUUCGUGAAGGAGUCUGGCAUCCAGUUCAGUGAGCUGGAGGGACAGGUGCUGCAGUUCCAUCUCAGUAACCUGGAAUAUGCCUGUGGCAGCAACCUGCACCAGGUGUCUGCUCGCUCCUGGGAUCACAAUGAAUUCUUUGCCCAGUUUGCUGGUGACCACACUCUUCUAACACCUGGGUACUCUGUCAUCAUUGAGAAACUGGCUGAAGGGUUAGACAUUCGGCUCAAAUCUCCAGUGCAAAGCAUUGAUUAUACUGGUGAUGAAGUGCAGGUGACCAUGACAGAUGGCACAGGACAUUCUGCGCAGAAGGUGUUAGUCACUGUACCCCUGGCCAUACUACAGAAAGGUGCUAUCCAGUUCACUCCACCAUUGUCAGAGAAGAAGAUGAAAGCCAUUAAUAGCUUGGGCGCAGGCAUCAUUGAGAAGGUUGCCUUGCAGUUUCCUUACAGAUUUUGGGACAGUAAAGUUCAAGGGGCUGACUUUUUUGGACAUGUUCCUCCCAGUGCCAGCCAGCGAGGGCUCUUUGCUGUUUACUAUGACAUGGAUCCCCAGAAGCAGCAGAGUGUGCUGAUGUCGGUCAUCACAGGGGAGGCUGUGGCGUCCCUCAGGACCCUGGAUGACAAGCAGGUGCUCCAGCAGUGCAUGGCCGUCCUCCGGGAGCUCUUCAAGGAGCAGGAAGUCCCAGAUCCCACAAAGUUCUUUGUCACUCGGUGGAGCACAGAGCCGUGGAUACAGAUGGCAUACAGCUUUGUGAAGACAUUUGGAAGUGGGGAGGCCUAUGACAUCAUUGCUGAAGAAAUACAAGGGACUGUCUAUUUUGCUGGUGAGGCAACAAACCGGCAUUUUCCACAAACUGUCACAGGAGCGUAUUUGAGUGGUGUCCGAGAAGCAAGCAAGAUUGCAGCCUUUUAAGUAGCUGGUCUGGACCUAGUCUCCUUCUGGGUCCCAAAUGGAAGCUGAAACAUGUUAAACCUCAGUAGUCAGAGGUCUCUUCCAGAAGUGACAAUGAAGUGCUUCUGUGGUGAUAUGAAAAUAUAAACCCAUUUUGCUAUCCUGAAAUCAGACCCUCAAUCAUUUUAGGCACUUAAUAGGAAAUUGUAUUUUUCCACGGGUCCAACUAGUGCUAAGUCUUGUGGAUCUCAGAAGUUGGCACAGUAGGACCUAAAAUUGAGACCUGGGCUAUGAUUCUUCCAGUUGGGGGUUCCCUUCAGAUUUGACAUUUUUGUUGACAGAUUACUUUUCAUACAUUGUAAAAUCAAGUCAACCAAGCAGGAAUCACUAUUAAGCCAUGUGUUUUUCUUUAACAAUUUAUCAGUACCUUUACCAAUGAGCCUUAAUAUUUUUACAUAGUUCCAAUAUUUGAGCUUCCUUAAAAUUUACAAUUCAUUCUUUUUUGAUACAAUUUGAAGGUGAUAUGAAGCUUCCAGGCUGUUUUAUACUACACAUCUUUCCAUUGGGUAUUCAAAAAACAAACUCAGAUUCAGGUAUAUUUUGUGAUAUUAGAUCUGUGCACUCUUUAGCAACGCAACACGGUGUAUGUAUAUGGGUCUUUAUACAACAUCAAGAAUGGGUGCAGAGUGGUUUUCACUGUAAAACAGACUGUAUCCUUAAAGCCAUUUUGGGGUGGGUAGCACACUUCAAAUUUGGAAAAAAGAUCUUGUCAGAAUAAAACCCCCUCCUUUCUGAAAUAACUAACUCUUACAGUCUCGUGUUUUGUGUAAUCAAGUUUGCAGUUUCCCAUAGGCAGGUCCACUGGAAACUGCAGAAAAUCUUUGUUGCUAUAUACAGCAUACUUCGUAAGCCACGUUAGAACCCAAGAACAUGGCAAAAUGUGCUUGUCCCACUUACACAGAGUGUUUACUGACAUUGGUUUCAGGGUCUUUAGGAUGCUUAUUCUGCCAAGAAACUUGAGUUGACAGGUUAGAAAUACGCUUUUGUUUUAAAAAGUCUUUAAACAGCUCCUUGAGUUAUACUGGUCUGCUUUUAAAUGGGGCUAUAAUGUACUUCAAAGCCACUUUUGGAAAUAUUAGGUAUUUUUUGAAAUUCAAAUUAGCUUAACAUAAACAUGCAAAGAACAUGCAAUGAGCUUAAGACAGGAUAGACAGUCCUUCCCAGCAAAGCCAGUAGCUUCAUUAUACACUGUGUUCAGAGGUUAUUUGUUGAGACUCAUUGGUACUGAUUAGGAAAGUAUUCUGCUUUAAAGUUGAAGUAUUAAGAUGUUUAUAUAGCAUGUGAUGAAUCCAAGUAUGUUUGAAAUGGUUCGCUGUAAGUUAGUUUCUAGGAAUCUAUGCUUGUACUACGCUACUAGGAGAAAUCCCACUCAGCGUAUAAAUGUGUAUUUGAUUUUACCUUCGUUUCAGGUGACACUUCGUUCUAUAAGGAACUGUGGUACUUCUGAGUUACUGUGUUUUUCAGCGUCUUAAGUUUUGUAAUUGAGCGCAGCAGUAAAUAUUUAGUGACUUAAAUGCACAUCAUGAAUAGCUGGUUGUGUAAAACUAAAUAAAAAUUAAGACUUUUCGAAUACUCGGUAUAAACAUUACUGCAGUACCAUCACAACUUUGUGCUACCUCAUUUCCUGUCCUCUAUACUUUUGGGUCUUAAGAAUUUACUUAUUCCCUUCCUAGUAAAUGACUGAAAUGUUAGCCUUAGUUUUGUGAAGUCAUUUUUAAGAUGGUCAGAUAAUACUGGAAAAUAUUUAUGGGACUAACUCCGUUUAAAAGUCCUCCCUCACCCCAUUGAAGGGAACAAAUACAAGAGACUUAAAACAAUUUUAUUUUUAUUGCCAAGGUUUAUAACAAAUGUUUCAAAGUCAAAGCCAAUUCUUGUUUAGUCACAUCCCAUUCCCUCUUAAGCAAACCUCUCCCUCCCUACCGUCUUAAUUGUAUAAAGCAAGUCAAUGUGGAAAAUACCUGUUAACACUUGAUUUUUUAAUGUUCUAAAAUACAAAGAUUAAACACUCAGUUGGUAUAUCAAAUAUGUAAUUUUGUCAAGCAGCAUGUAUAAAUUCAGAAAUAGGUAAUUAAACUUAGACAAAAUUUAGUUUAAAUUUCAGGGGUGGUCCCUAUGUUUAUCACCUAGAAU
Nannospalax galili (Upper Galilee mountains blind mole rat) is the source of this 4876-nucleotide messenger RNA. It is a transcript of the gene Kdm1b, whose product is annotated as lysine demethylase 1B. Lineage: Eukaryota; Metazoa; Chordata; Mammalia; Rodentia; Spalacidae. Bases 233 to 2707 code for a protein of 824 amino acids. The record is from RefSeq and is a predicted model, not a curated record. The transcript is spliced from 22 exons. Gene Ontology annotation, molecular function: zinc ion binding; protein binding; oxidoreductase activity.